Anopheles marshallii is the source of this 1488-nucleotide messenger RNA. RefSeq lists its product as uncharacterized. The transcript has 2 exons. Bases 1 to 1488 code for a protein of 495 amino acids. The record is from RefSeq and is a predicted model, not a curated record. NCBI's taxonomy places the organism in Eukaryota, Metazoa, Arthropoda, Insecta, Diptera, Culicidae.
AUGUGCGAUACAGAGCAUAAUGUUCAGAUAGUAAAUAUAAAACAAGGUGAAGUGUAUCACUAUUCUAUCGUUUUGCUUAAAGGUGAACUCACAAAUCCAUGCUGCAAUGGAAAGUUGCGAAUAACCGUCAACAACAGUCAAGCAGUGCCAUUCUCAUUCGCCGUAGAGAAAAAAGACGAAGGUAACGUUGAGAGCAAGCGAGAAGUUCGUCAAAAGUUUCGUGUUCUACUCAGAUUAAUAGGCGGCGAAAGCUUGUACGAGGUGCAGUAUUGUAAGGUGAAAACAUGCAUAAGUUUAACCUACACCGUUCCGGACACUACUUUUACGGUGGUGCCAGUGUACAUCAUCUGCAAAGGACACAGCGGUCGAUAUCAGUCGCACGAACACGAUCCACACAACGACAGUGAUCAUGCAUGUCGGAAAAUAACACUUGCCGUCGAGUUGCUGCAGUGUUUGUACGCGGAAAAGCUACAUGAACAUGGUUUCGGCCGGAAAACGUUCACACUCGAAUCUCCAUGCAAACCGUUCCACUCUGCACUGGAAUGGCAACGAUCGACCACCAUGACGGAGGGUGAACUUUGGCACCAGUUCGCUGCAGAGUUGAUACAAAGCAAAUGCUAUGACAUGCAGCGGGUAAAGGUGGUUGGAUUUCUCAGCAGCACACACUUUGCCGGUAUCACCGAUGGUGACUACUCGUACGAAAACAUCCGGACGAAAACCACCGGCCAUGCUGCACUCGGUGGUGGAGGAUUAGCUCUUUUUGGCACCGGCUGUCUCUACACGUGGCCUUGCUUGCUUGAGGCAGUCUGUGAUGCAUUUAUCAACAAGCAACCGGUGGACUGUGGCAAACUGUUGGAUGACAGUAACUACAGACGCACGUACGGCGGCUGUUUUGCCACAACGCUCGGUUCCGUUUGUCACGAGAUGGGCCAUACAUUCGAUCUCGGUCACACACCGGAUAGCUCCAUCAUGGGCGAUGGAUUUGAUGCAAUUGAUAAUGUGUUUGUCGGAUCGUACGGUUAUCAUUGUGCAAACGGGCCAAAACGUAUCAUCGAUACCAAACCACACGGUCUGGCAGGUAGACUUACCCAGCUGAAGCGUCCAGGUGAUGUACUGCGGGAACGGUCAGAUGCAAAGCGAAAUGAUGGUGUCUUUUUUGCGGCUAUCAGUGCACUGACGCUUAGUUACCAUCGAUGGUUUAAUCAUGCAACGGCGUUUAUAAGCGAAGCGUUGCAUUUCGAUAACAUCACCAAAACGGUCACAUCAUGCAACGGUAGUACGAAAAUCGUUCUGGCAGAGCUACGCUCUACGGAGAAUGGUAUGAUGCAUAAAUGUUGGACCUUUCCAGUGGGACCGUCACAGUCAAGCACAUUUACGCUUCCAAAGCUACCCAACCUACAAAACUUCACGUUGUUUGUAAUGGAUACCGAUGGAAAUAUUCUAAAAGCAAAUCUUAGCAGUAUUAGCUCAGCAAAAAUAUGUUAUUAG